UCCGAAUUUAAUAGGAGAAAAUUAUUUGUCAUCCAAUCUUUUACAUUUUUAACACACUCUGUUAGCUUAGAUAAUUGGGAAGUUUCAUCUGGUUUCAUCAAAUGUGCAACCAUUGUUAUAGAACAAAUAAGCAUAAUAAAGAUUUUGUGACUUUGUUAGGUUUUGUUAUUAUAUAUUCUUCUACUUUUAAGCAUUGCUUGAUACAAAGAACUGUAAAAAAUUUGUAGUUAUGUUAAUAAAUUCAUUAAAUUAUACGAAACAUUCUGGGGGAAUCUAAAUAGAAUAUAACAAAUGGAAUUUUGACACUUAAGGAUUUGCAGUUUUGUGUUGUUUUGCUGUUUAAUACAUUUUUAAUCGUAGGAAAUGUAAUGAAUGUGCAACUAUUGUUAUAGAACAAAUAAGCAUAACAAAGAUUUUGUGACAUUUUUUUCUUUUUAAGCAUACGUGCUCCUAUUAUUUGAUUUCAUAACUGAUCAAGAUUCAUAUCCAUAAUCGUAAAACUGUACUUGGUUGACGGUCAACGCUGCACAUUAGCGCCAUCUAAAGGAGAAACAUUCCACUGCACAGUUCCCAUGACAACCAUUCAACACACGGAAGUUGAGCGCUUGUGUUCGAACGAACUUCCGACGCACAGGUGAGGUUAAAAACAUCUAUCAUCAGCUGCAAUAAUUUGUUAUAUAAAACAGAGCGAGCAAAUGUAAUGAAUUUGUUUAAUCUUUUUGAUUAGCUCAUUUAUUAUGCAUCGCUAAAUAUACUAACUGAACUGAAAAAUUGUUCUCGUAAGUCAAUUUCAAAAUAAUUGUUGUUUAUUUUGCAUAUACAUUUAGUUUUCAAUUCAGGAACUUAAAAUACCAAAUCACAAAACAAAUAACCAAAAGAAAAAGAAAUAAGGUCCGAAGAGAGCAUCUGUUGACAUUUUCUCAUCUUUUUCUCUUUGUAGUCGGCUGCUCUGGUGCCUGACCGAAAGAUGCCCAGGUUUCGUGAGCGUCCAGGACAAGCACAAUGCCAUCCUGAGCAGAACGGUCUGAUAGCUAACAGAUACAUCAUCCAGCAGAGACUCGGGAAGGGCAGCUUCGCCACUGUUUACCUCGUUCAAGACACAAGAUCAGUAGCAGCUGAGAAACUGAAGGUGCUUAAGGAGAUUCCUGUUGGAGAUCUGAAACCCAAUGAGACGGUCCAUGCCACUCAAGAGGCUCAGCUUCUCUCUCAGCUGAACCAUCCUGCCAUCCUCAAGUUCUACACCAGCUUCCUGGAGAGAGACGCCUUCUGCAUCAUCACUGAGUACUGUGAGGACAAAGAUUUGGACUGUAAGUUGGAAGAGCUGAAACGCACAGGCCAGACGUUAUCAGAGCCUCAGGUCUGUGAAUGGCUCUGUCAGCUUCUGUUGGGAGUACAUUACAUACAUCAGAGGAGAAUACUUCACAGAGAUCUAAAGGCCAAAAAUAUAUUUAUAAGGAACAACAUUGUUAAGAUAGGUGACUUUGGUGUAUCCUGUCUGCUGAUGGGGUCAUGUGACCUGGCGACUACCUUCACAGGCACUCCAUACUACAUGAGCCCUGAAGCCCUCAGUCACAGAGGAUACGACUCCAAAUCAGACAUCUGGUCUUUAGGCUGUAUCCUCUAUGAGAUGUGCUGUUUGACACAUGCUUUUGAAGGGCAGAACUUCUUGGCUGUGGUGACGCUGAUUGUGGAGGGACCUACUCCAUCUCUGCCAGAAACAUACUCACGGCAGCUCAACUCUCUAAUGCAAAGUAUGUUAGAAAAGGAUUCUUCACGCAGGAUCUCGGCAGCAGAUGCGCUGAGGAGCAGGUUCAUUGAGGAGAGCUUGCAGAGCAUGAAAGACAAGUUUUUUAGCCUGACGCUGCGAGACAAGUCGAUGCGGGGAGAGAGAGAUGCGUCGCAGAUCCUGAGAGCACUGCAGAAGAAGUUACAUUUGCAGACACUGCGGGAGAGAUCAGAGGUGCAGAAAAUGAGCCCGAGAGAACGCAUGCGGCUCCGGAAACUCCAAGCUGCAGAUGAGAAAGCACGAAAGCUGAAGCAAAUUGUAGAGGAAAAGUACCAAGAAAACCACCUGCGCAUGCAAGAGUACAAGUCCAGAAAUUUUCAGAAAGUCAGUGUGGACGUUUUAACGGUGAGAACGGAAGAAGCAGUUAACCAGACUCAACCGAUUCAGAGUGAGACACCAAACAGAAGCUCCGAACUGUCAGAUAACACUUCUCAAAACUCUGAUAAGAUGUGCAAGUCUGUCUCAAAAGACCAUGCAAUCCCAGAGGAUCCUCAGGCGGCAGAGGCAUUUUACUCCGUGGAUGAAUUUGAGUCAUGCUCGGAGGAAGAUUCAGAUGGAGAGGAAGACUCCGAGGAUAAUCUCCCCACAGACCCUUCCUGUCAGACAUGUGGACAGGACAGUGACCUGGAAGCCAUGAUCAGACACAUGGAGAAUGUUCUGGAUGGUGAAUUGGUUGGAGCUGAAGCAGAGGAACAGAAGCCUCAGCUGGGUUCUCUAGGAGUGAGUAGCAUCAAUACCUCCAUGGCUGAGGGCAGAAUACAGCGCAUGAGAGAGUCGGUGUGUCUGAAGCUAGGAGAGGAGGUGUUCCUGAAGGUCUAUGACUAUCUGAAGCAGGCCAGGCAGAGGCAGGAGAGUGAAGAGAGCAUCAGACAGGCUCUGAUCCAGCUGGUGGAGAGGCCCGGUGAUUGCUUUGAAGUAGAUCAACUUCUUUAUUAUGAAGAGCUGCUUGUGGCGGCACAGGAAAACACUGUAAUAAGAUAACAAUGAAGCAGAUACACACACACUCACAGAUGUUAUCCGUCAACAACUAUAUAGAUCAAUUUAUGUACUUUCAAGAUCCACAUAUGAUGCAACUUCAUAUUGUGUGAGUGCAAAUCCUUUAUAAGGGUUGUGCAGAAUUCAGGCUAUAUGUCUGACCAGUAAGAAAAAAUAACAAAAAAUUAUAUAUAUAUAUUCUUACUGAGUAGACAUAUAGCCUGAAUAUCUAAACUAAUCUAAAGUGUAAUAUUGUAAAAACUAUUUACACCUUUUUAUUCUGAACAACAGAAUUACAGCACCACAAGAUGUUUUAUUUUUUAUUCAUGCAUUUUGGCAUCAAACGUGCACUCCACUGUCUUCCUUUAAAACAUGCACUCCACUAUCAUCUGUAAAAUAUAAGUUAAUUAAUUAAAUAUAAUGAAAUAUGGGUCAUUUCCAUUAAAAAGAAUGGAAAUGUAUUCAUAUGUUGAUUCAUUCAUAUGUACAUGUUUUGAUGUUUAUAUGUAUCAACUUAUGGAAAUGUAUUCAUAUGUUGUGUGUUUAUGGUUAAAUCAUACUGGAAAUAGUUCAAAAGAAUGUAAAAAUGUAUCAUUAAAAACGACACUUCCUUUAAACUCAAAACACAAUUCUACAUUCUGUUUGCUACGUAAGUUCAAUUUCAGGAUUGAGUUAGAAUUGAAAGCCAUUCUUUAUUCAAUUCUGUUUGCACAGAACUCUGAUAUUUAUGAUGUGUGAUGCAUUCAAGUCAUAUUUCAUAAAGAUUAGGUACUUAGGUCUAUACACAUUGUCCUUGUAAAUAUAAAUAAAUACAAAUGUUGAAAUGUUAUUUAAGGUCAUAUAUUUUUUUGCUUAUUUACUUUGCUUAUUUACAUUGCCCUUUACUGUGUUCACACUGUACACAUAUGAGUAUGUUUUAUGUUUUUUGCUUGAUAUUCGUUUUAACUUCUGAUGGGUCUGUCACUAGUUCAUUCUUUCACUUCUUACAGGUUUAAAAGACUGGCACUGCACUGACAUAUAACAUUUUUUCAUUGUUUUGUGGAAACCCCUGGUGUUUUAUGAUUACAGUUUUUAAUCGACUUGUUUUAUGGUGUCUGUUCACCAAAAAUUGGCUGAUUUCUCACAGCUCAGAAGUUAGUGUGCGCAGUAAAA
This is a messenger RNA of Carassius auratus (goldfish), 3913 nucleotides long. Its product is annotated as NIMA-related kinase 11. Gene Ontology annotation, molecular function: protein kinase activity; ATP binding. Gene Ontology annotation, biological process: protein phosphorylation. The transcript has 15 exons. The coding region runs from base 968 to 2767 and encodes 599 amino acids. Lineage: Eukaryota; Metazoa; Chordata; Actinopteri; Cypriniformes; Cyprinidae. The record is from RefSeq and is a predicted model, not a curated record.